Molecule: messenger RNA, 2415 nt
Organism: Metarhizium brunneum ARSEF 3297
Lineage: Eukaryota; Fungi; Ascomycota; Sordariomycetes; Hypocreales; Clavicipitaceae
Gene: cid1
Product: Terminal uridylyltransferase cid1
Biological process (GO): RNA 3'-end processing
Molecular function (GO): RNA uridylyltransferase activity
Source: RefSeq, a predicted model, not a curated record
AUGGGCUCGCAUUACUUUCCAAGUUCGUCUGUUGAGCUCAAAUGCUUUGGAAGUUUGUCAUCCGGAUUCGCUACAAAAGCCUCAGAUAUGGACCUGGGACUAUUUUCUCCUUUUUCCAGCAUGCAACCGGACGUGGCAGGGUCGAUGAUACCACGGAUGCUGGAGAAAGCAUUCCUGGACGCGGGACUUGGCGCCAGGCUACUCAGUCGGACAAGAGUCCCAAUUAUCAAGCUGUGUGAAAACCCACCCGAAGAGCUACGCCACGCGUUGCUUUUGGAACGACUGAAAUGGGAACACGGUACAGGGGAUGCAGAUGCUUCAGAAGACCCAGAGGAAUAUGAGCCAGACUCAAAAGCUAACGAGAAUGCCGGCAACCUGACGACGGGCAGCCACGGGACUGAGUCUGCGCCACCGGUAGAGUUUGGAUCUCCGGCGAGGGAUAAUGGUGGAGGAGACGAGCGCUUCCAGUUGAAACAAAAUGCUCAAAGCUCACUUCGAAUGCAUUAUGCCUUGGCUAAGAGGGUAUUGAGAAGAGCUGGGGGUCGUGAUGUUACAGCAUCCAAUUAUCAUGAAUUCUCUGAUAUGGAAUGGGUGACUCUCAAAAAGGUCUGUCAGGCGUUUGUGCAUGGAUUAUGCAACCCGGAGCUUCGAUGCCGAUUGGAAUCGUGUCCCUCAUUGUCGUUCGGGACAUCUUGGUCAGCGACAGGCUAUCGAUCUCUUGCGGGGAUUUGUGACCAGGCAGAAGGCGAGCAGAUAUGUUUGGUGUGGGAAAAUUGGUCUUCGAAAACGCUCAUCUGUGAUUCAGAUGCGCAGUCUAUGGAGGCCAUGAGUACUUGGAGGGAUAUCCAGCAGAGAACAGAUUUUGGAGCUAACCCCCUUGCUUAUAACCGAGAUCUGCAUUUUGCAUUCGAGAGGAUGAAGCGGCUACCACUAGUCCAGCUGUGUCGACUAAAGCAAGAUGUACAUGAAUCCCCAGCACCGUAUCACUCCCGAGCACGAGUCAUCGCAGAUAGCCUUGUCAAGAUGGAUAUGAACACGUCAGAUUUAGCGCUGAAAGAGGUUGCGCUGCGGUACAUUGCAGGAAUCAAUGACGACAAAAUUCGUGGGGAAAUGAUGAGUCUCUCAAAUCAAUCCCAGCAACCGAUGGAUCUUGAGGAGCUGGGACAGAAACACAAGUGCUUAGAUCUUGCCUACAAACUCGAAAUGGCGACUGAUAACAAUUUUUAUGACGAAAGGCUUACUGGAGUUAUCAAAGACUACAUCAAAAUAUUGCGAACACCACUGGUCAAGGUUACUGGGGAUCAGCAAAUUGCUAGAUUCAUUAUUCCAGUAACACAGGUUACGUUGCCAUUGCUUUCCUCUAUACGGCUCCUCCGGGAUCCCCAUAAGUUGGCAGACAAACAAUCACGGAACAAAUACCGAGAUGCCCUGGAAUUUCCAUCUGGUGGAGUCGGAGUUCAAUGUGAUAUCAAUUUCUCGGCACACCUCGCUCUCCAAAACACUUUGCUGCUCCGUUGCUACUCCCUUACAGACUCCCGAGUUCGACCCAUGGUCUUGUUCGUCAAAAGGUGGGCUAAAGUUCGCGGGAUAAACUCUGGAUACCGUGGCACAUUGGGAAGCUAUGGCUAUGUGUUAAUGGUGUUGCACUAUCUUGUCAACAUUGCAAAGCCAUUUGUGUGCCCCAAUCUCCAGCAGCUCACCCCUCCCAUGGCCACACUUUCUUCCCCUUCCAGCAGCCCGAAUGUGCCAACGUGUCAGGGAUAUAACGUCGAGUUCUGGCGUAAUGAGAACGAAAUCAUGCAUCUUGCAAGCGGUCACCAGCUCAACCAAAACACCGAAAGUAUUGGCCAGCUGCUUCGGGGUUUCUUCGAAUACUAUGCUCAAAAUGGGCCAUUGAGUCGCGGGUUUGGCAAGGGAUUCUGUUGGAGAAGGGACGUAAUUAGCAUUCGUACCUUUGGUGGCCUCGUGACGAAGCAAGAAAAGGGCUGGACCGGGGCUAAAACAGUGUAUGAAUGCCAAAUCCCUACCGGUGAUGCGAUGAAAUACUGCGGGGAAGAGCUUUUGUCACCAAAGACUGCGUGCUCAGACUCAGCUGGACCGAAGACAACCCAUCCUUCAGUGACGAACAGAAAGCACGGACAAGUGAGAGAAGUCAGGCACAGGUAUUUACUUGCCAUUGAGGAUCCUUUCGAAUUAGAUCAUAAUGUCGCUCGAACUGUGACACACAGUGGCAUUGUAUCAAUUCGCGACGAAUUUCGGCGAGCCUGGCGGCUUAUUAAGACAGCUGGGUGCGAAGGCUGGAGCGAAAACUUGCUAGAAGAUGCCACCGAAGCUACGGACGAUCACCAAUCCUUCAUGAGACUCUUGGAAGAUAUUCAUGGUCCUCAAGACCAAUGGAUGCAAGCCCAGUUUUGA